ACGGACGUUCACACGGCGUUUUGCUGUUGGCGCGCGCGAUACCCAUUAAGUAACGGGCAGAUGAGGCGUUUGACAAAAAGAAAAAAAAAAUACCACAUACAAAUUUCAAACAACCAACAAAUAAAUAGACACCCCAAUCACAAGCACAUCCGCAUUCAAAAUCGAAAAAAACUACAGAACGGAACAGAAGAACAAUUGCGGCUGCAAUUGGAAUAAAUCGAGGAUUAUACAACCCGUGCUACGCUUCAUCAUCAUCGCCAUCAACAGCAUCGUCGUCAAGCAGCAGCAGCAUCCCAAUCAGCCAAUCAAUCAAUCAACAAAAUAGAAUUCGGAACAUAUACAUAACUGCAAUGUUUAGAUAAGACGUUUGAACCAUCAAAAAGAUGCACGGAUAUGUUCAUACAUAUGUACUAUCUACGGACACCAACGACUUGUCAUAGAAUCGCACGGCUCUGAGGCGUUCCACCACUCAUGGAGGCGUUCUAGGAAGGAGACACGGGAAACGGACCAACGUUUGUCAAAAAUCAAAGACAGCAAAAGACGGAGAGUAACUAACUAGCAACCGACUUAGACAAAGCCAUUAGCAAUUACUUUACACACACACACACACCUACACACAAUCGACCCUUUUUAUGGGAGAUGCUCUGUAAAUACAUAAAACACAAUACACUUAGGAUCUAGGACUCUACGCCUCACACAUCACACAUCACACAUCAGACAUCAGACACAAUUCUCUGAGAUAAAUAUACAAAAUACAAUAAAUAGAACCCACACCCCUAAAACAACUACAUAGACUCACAAAAUAGGAAAACUACUAAAUCUAGUACAACACAUCGCCUGAAACUUCACAGUCAAAAAUUGAGCUAGGAUAUUCAUAAAGGUGCGUUUGAUCAAUCAGAUAGAUAUAUACUUGUACUCGUACACGUACACGGCAAGCACACCGAACAGAAUCGAACAAAAAACAAACAAAUAGUGAAGAAUCUUCGAAAGGAUCUGGGUACGGCGGACAGGGUACGGUGCCAAGGACUGCCAAGAUGCAUAUUGAAAUCCAGGUGGCCCUAAACUUUGUCAUCUCCUAUCUGUACAAUAAACUGCCUCGCCGACGUGUGAACAUAUUCGGCGAGGAGCUGGAGAAGGCACUGCGCGAUAAAUUCCAGGGACACUGGUACCCGGAGAAGCCUUUCAAGGGUUCUGCCUAUCGUUGCCUGAAGACCGGGGAUGCCAUCGAUUCGGUGCUGGAGCGUGCUGCGCGGGAGAGUGGUGUGCCCAUCAGUGAUAUUUUAGAGAAUUUGCCACACGAGCUAUCCGUGUGGAUGGAUCCCGGCGAGGUGUCUUUUCGCGUUGGCGAGAAGGGGGCCGUUAAGAUUCUUUAUACAGAGAACAAUGAGAACCACGAGGAUAGCCGCUCGGCAGAUCGCGAGGUCACCAAGACGUUCAAUCCGGAGGCGCAAUGCUUCCGACCCAUCGAUGUGGUCAACACGACCCUGACCAACCUGAGCUUAAGCCCCAAGUCGUUGCCGGUGCCUAUGCCCCAGGCGGGCUCCUCGCCGCACUCGGCUGCCUCUGGGUCGCCCACUUACAAGGGCAGCCCCAAUCCCAAUGCCAGCAACGGCAGCUGUGGCUCCGCCUCCGGUUCGUCCAGUGGCUCGGCACCGGUUCCGGCUCAGGGUCAGACUCAGGCCACGACUCAGGCACCAGCUCACGGCAACACUUCGGCCGGUGGCACAACCUCGGCGUACUUGCAACGUGCACCACAGGCGCCUUUAACCUUCACGACCGCCACCUUUGCCCAAACGAAAUUCGGCAGCACCAAGCUCAAGACCAGCUCGAAGCGGGCCAACAGCAGCGCGUACCGCAUGUCGCCCACAGAGUUCUCGAACUACAUCAAGCAGCGGGCCAUACAGCAGCAGAUGCAUCACGGCCAUGGGGUCGUCCCGUCCCAGGGCUAUGCCGCCCUGGACCCUGUAUCACCGGCACGCUCGAUCUCACCCAAUCCGUUGGCUCUGGGCGGCCAAAUGGCCUCCGGUGCUGUAGCCGGCGAUCACUUCUUCUAUCCCGGCGUGGUCAUGGGCCUCUAUCCGCAGUUCAACGGCCAGCGGAACCUCUACGAGCCGCACUUCAACGGCGACGCCAACAUGGCCAUGUUUGCCGGGCAUCCCCAUGUCAAUGCCGUGGGUGGAGCCAAGUACAGUACUUACAUGGAGGCAUGCUACUUUCCCAACGGCCAGCAUCUGUCCCAGCAGCAGCAGCAGCAGCUAGGCGUUCAAAUGGACAACGAGAGCUGUUCGUAUGGCCUGGAGACAGAGCAGUGUGUCAUCGAUGAGGUGGCAGCAACAGUGGGAGCAGCAACAGUUGGAGUUGGAGUUGGAGCUGGGGACUCUUCCCCGGACAACAGUCCCAUUGCCACGCCACCAGUGGCUGCAGUGCCCAACCAAACAGCUGCUGCUGUUGCAGACACAGCCGGUCCCGACAGCGUCAGUCAGCAGCAGCAGCAGCCAGCCGAAUCCUCAUCGGCCAGCACUCUGAUUGAUGGGAUCAACUCGUUCUACGGCACUGGAUCGUCUUACCAGCAGCUCCUGGUGGCCAACUAGGCCUUCUCUCAGCCCCAGCCACAAUAACCAACAGCACCGACAACAACCAGCAACAGACAUACCAACUCAAGGGCCGAGACCAUAGAACCGACAUCUAAGAGCCAGAACAAUAGAAAUUAGAAUUAAACGAAAGCUCCGCCACAUAGUUAUAUAAUAGAGAUAAUAUUGAAUCUGACUGGCCCCACAAAGCCAGACACCAUACCGAUCCAAUUGUUACAACAUUUUGAGCCACAAGAAUGAAAGAAUGAAAAAACACACAUAAAUUCCGAGAACAAUGUAAAAA
Drosophila persimilis is the source of this 2874-nucleotide messenger RNA. It is a transcript of the gene Tob, whose product is annotated as protein Tob1. Gene Ontology annotation, molecular function: transcription corepressor activity. Bases 1035 to 2591 code for a protein of 518 amino acids. The record is from RefSeq and is a predicted model, not a curated record. Gene Ontology annotation, cellular component: cytoplasm; nucleus. Gene Ontology annotation, biological process: regulation of gene expression. Lineage: Eukaryota; Metazoa; Arthropoda; Insecta; Diptera; Drosophilidae. The transcript is spliced from 5 exons.